Messenger RNA from Durusdinium trenchii, 3479 nucleotides. The record is from the annotation of a GenBank genome assembly. Lineage: Eukaryota; Dinophyceae; Suessiales; Symbiodiniaceae.
CUCCAGCUGGGUCAAACAUGGCCAAUCCAGGAGAGGUCACAGUGCAGUAUGUGGUAGUGAAGUCGGUGGAGAAAUUGUCAGAGGUCGUGAAGAGCAAGUGCGGCACCAGCAAAGAUUUCUGGUUCGGCACAUUUCCAAGCUCCGAGCAUGAGGAACUUGCCAACAAGUUGUCCUCAAUACAGGUGGGCCCGUUUUGGGCCGCCGAAGCCUUCACCCAUUGUUACGCCGCUCCGUCGGAGGAUGCCCAGGCGGACUUCACCAGGUUAUACCUUCAACUGGGUUUGGGACAGCGAAGCUCCAAGCCUGCCAGGAGAUAUAAAGCCAGUGGCCUCGUGUAUGUUCUUCUGAAUCUCACAGGCUUUUCCAAGUUGUACAAGCACAACAUGCGCAUGGCAGCUGCUGCGAAGACCGCGCGCAAGGCCAAGUCCUCAGGGAAGCGAAAGCACAAGGAAGCCAGGCCAAUAAAUGCUGAGAAGCUUUUGGAGGAAGCAGAGACAUCCCUCGCGGACUGGGUGACCUCAAAGAAGCCAAGGAUUGAAGUGAUCAGCGAUCCGUUGGCCAGCGAAUGGCCCGACCCACGCGUAGCGGUGGCCAGUUCCAGCUCUUCAAGGCCACAUCCUCAAAGCCACGCGGAGAAGCUAGAUCUGCACCGGCGGCAGGUCAUGGUGAUCCAAAAGAGACUAGAAGAAUUGCUGCCGAGUCUACCAUUUGAUGAGCUGUCUACAAGCCUUGCAUUGUCGAAGUUGGAGGAAUCCAUGCGGAAGCGGAAGGGCAAGUUUGAUGCCUUCAGCGCUGAUGUUGAGCGGGUGAUCAUCUCAUUCGUCAACAAGACUGCGGCAGCCAAAGCAGCUGCCGAUGCGAAGAAGCCACCAAAGGCAUCGGCCAAGACCAAAGCGUGCGCAGCAUCAGCACCGAAGGAGUGGCCGGCAGCGUCUUCAGCAGCUGCGGAGCGGGCCAUGGCGGCCAUGACAUCUGGCGGUGAGCAUGACAGGGCUUCGUCCGAGCCGGAAGACGUGCAGAAGCUGCACGAACGUGUGCCAGUGCCACAGGAGGGUCCCGAGUCGGUGCACACAGAGGAGAGCCAGGUGAAGGAAGGCCCGAGUUCCGCCUCGAAGACUUCUUCCGUUCUGCCGACCGUGGAGAUCGAGGAGGUGGAAGAAGUGGAGAUUUUGGACGACACGACAGCGGAAGCAAACGCGGAAGCAGACGCGGAAGCAGACGCGGAAGCAGAGGUGGAUGAGUGCGGCUUCCAGUUGGCCAUGAACGAGCUGCGGAAUGCCACAGGUCCCGCUGAUGCUAUGGCGGUCCUGAAUGCACUUCAGAACUCGCAGCCCAGCAGGGAGCUCUUGUCGUGGGGUGCUUGGGAGGCAAUGUUGGCCGCCCGUGAGCGCAUGACCCAGUACGUACGCGUGGCUCGCCUUUGCCGCAAACUCCGUGAUCGUUGGACGGCUUUGGACACAGCUGGGCACCGCUAUGGCCGCUAUGGAACGGCCCAACCUCGGGUGAUCGAGCGGCCUGAGGCGGCCAAGGAGACCGCUGAAAAAGAGAUGGGGAACACGUGCGCAGAGGAGAAGCGACAGGCAGAGGAGGAGAAACGACAAGCACGCGUUCAAAAAGAGGAAGAGAGGAUCAGGGCCUUGCGUGAACGGCAGCAGAAGGAUGCCAUUCGCGAUCAGAGCGUGAACGAUGCCAAACGUUUGCGCUGGCAAGCUUGGGAAACGGAGCAAAUUGAAAGGACUCCCAACUAUUGCUCCGCCGGCUUCGCUCCUAAGGCUGAGUGGAUCGCAGAGUUGCGCGAGUCCAAACGAAAGGAGAACCGAGCUCAGAAAAUGGAUGCAUCGGAUGAGAUUCGGGCACCAAUGAGGACGAACUAUAUGGAGAAGUUGAUUGAUACCUCCGUAUGGCAGUGUCCGACUUGCACCUUGCUCAAUGAUGAAGGACUUCUUGCUUGCGAUGCGUGUGGCUGUCCAGCUGACAUGCAUGCACAGCGGGAUGUCGAUUAUGGUCGCCCUGAUGAGAACACCUCAGCUCCGCGCUUGGCAGGUUGGUUGCAGCAGAAUGGUUUGGAGGCAGAGUACGGGGAAAAGCUUGAAGAGCAAGGCUACACUCUCGAAGACCUGAUCGAAGCCGAUCCCAAAGAUGUGGAGGAGAUGCUGAGAAUGAUCCACGCCAAGCCAGGCGCGAUCCUCGACGCGGUGCGCGGGGUGGACCAGGCGAUCCUUGUCGAUGCCUCCCGGCCGAAGCUCGUUCGGCCAAAAGGAGAUGAGAGCCGGGUGCGCUUCAGAGAGGACGUGGGACCCAAGUUCAAGGAAGGCGACUCGGUGGAGUACAGGAGUGCCAGUACCGGCUGGAUCCCGGCCAAGGUCCUGAAAGUGAAGGGCGACCUCUAUGAUUUGGACUGCAAACAAGAUGUACCUCCUGAUAGAAUGCGCAUGACCAAGGACUCGGAGAGUGCUUUCAGCUCUGGUGAUUUGGUGGAAUACUUCAGCGCCAGUCAGGGCAAGUGGAUCCCGGCGAAGGUCCUGCUUCGAAAGCAGGAUCGGAGACUGGAUUUGGAUUGCAAGCAAGAUGUCGUGAUCACGAACGUCCGAAAGCCAGAUGUCACCGCUGCUACGUCCUUUGCGCCUGGCGAUCACGUGGAAUAUUACAGCUCCAGCCAGGCCAAUUGGAUCUCAGCCACCGUGCGGGCCGUGAAAGCCGGUCGCAUUGACCUGGACUGCAAGCCAGACGUCCUGCCCGAACACGUGCGGCGACCUCUACCACCACCUGGAUCUGAACCUUUGCCCACUCUCUUGGAGCAAGGCCAAGCCGUCGAAUACUUCGGCGCCAAGCUACAACGUUGGAUUCCCGCCAAGGUGCUGAAGCGGAACUCCGAUGGCACCUACGACUUGGACUGCAAAACCAAUGUGCAACCUGCAAAGGUGCGAAGGCUGAAGUCGGCCUCGCUGGAAAGCUCGCCCUCGAGUACCGUCACAUUGGCCCCCUACAAGGAGGGUGACCGGGUGGAGUACUUCAGUGGUUCACAGAGCAGGUGGAUCCCUGCAAGGGUCCUGGGCGUGACGCCGGAGGGCAGAUUUCAUUUGGACUGCAAGUCCGAUGUUCCCGCUGAGAAGAUUCGACCACCAUCCAAAAAGACAUUGGACUACCAGGUGGGAGACGUGGUGGACUACUUCGGAGCUUCCAAGGGCCUUUGGAUCUCGACGAAGGUUCUGAAGAUCAACGAGGAUGGCACAUUCGAUCUCGCAUGCAAACCACGCGUGCUGCCAGAGAACAUGAGGAAAGCGGUUUCCACGACGGAGGCGUUGGAGAAAGGUCCCGUCUUCAACCUUGGAGACUCCGUGGAAUACUUCGGGGUGAGCCAGAACCGAUGGAUCCCAGCAAAGGUGGUCUCCAUGACCAGUGCAGGGAACUACAACCUGGAUGUGAAACAGGAAUCUGGAUCUGGAGGGGACAUCGAUGGGAGUGAUGAGAUUGAUUAG